AUGUUCCCAUUGCUUGCCGUCCAGCUGUUAUUUUCAUCUUUGUGUGCCAACCCGUCCCAAACUUGCCCUUCUUCCUGCUUCUGCUAUGACUCUUCAAACCUAGUAGAGUGUCGAGGGCAGGCUCUCCUCUCUGUACCCCACCAACUCCCCCACAGCACAUGGAUGCUGGACCUUCGCCACAACAACUUUACCCGUCUGGACUCUGCAUCUUUCCAGGCACUGUGGUCACUCCGUAUCCUCCUCCUGUCUGACAAUCAGAUUGAGGUGUUGUCACCAAAAUCCUUCCGCUCCCUUGGCUUUCUGGAACGCUUGGACCUCUCCAAUAAUCUCAUCUCAAACCUGCCCCUGGAUUUCUCUAGAGGUUUGGGGUCACUGCGAGAGCUGAGGGUUCCUUCCAACCGCCUGUCAGUCUUGACUUAUGAGAGCCUUCGUCAUUUGGAAAGCCUGGAGAAAUUGGAUCUUAGCAGAAACUUCUUGAGUUUUGUGGAGCAAGGUGCCUUCCGUGGUCUCUCCAGGCUCCGUCACCUCCAUCUACAGUCCAAUCUACUUGAUGCAGUAAGAGGCGGUUACUUUUUCAUGCUGCAAAACCUAGAGUUGCUAGAUCUUUCCGAUAACAAUGUCAGUAGCAUUGCAGUGGAAUCAUUUACAUCUCUGCAUUCUCUCAGACUCUUGGCUCUGUCCGGGAACCAGCUAAGUCAUCUUAAGUUCAAAACGUUCCUCAACCUUCAGACAUCCAGUACUCACAUCCAGGUAUCUGGUAACCCUUGGGUUUGUGACUGUGACCUUCAGAGGGUGUUUGGCAAAAUCACCAGUGUGAGACACCUGCACAUAGAUGACUAUGACAACCUGACUUGUGCUGGGCCACCACAGCUUUCUGGAGCAGCUUUGGUUUCUGUGGACAACCAGCUGUGCGUAGCUGAGACAGCCACAGUUCUGGUGAUCACCAUAACCGUCCUGGUCACUGUCAUCGCUGCCAUUGUGAUGGCCGAGAGAAACCGGAAGAAGAGUCAGGAAAAAAAUUGGAAUGAGCCAGAUGGUCCAUUUGAAACCCAGGACAAAUGA
Pelobates cultripes (western spadefoot toad) is the source of this 1062-nucleotide messenger RNA. The record is from the annotation of a GenBank genome assembly. Lineage: Eukaryota; Metazoa; Chordata; Amphibia; Anura; Pelobatidae.